UAUUUAUAAAAAUAUUGACUUUUUAUGUGGACAUUAGUUUUGUUUUGUGCUUUUAUGGUUCACAUGCACGUCCAUAUUUUUUUAAUCGUUUAUUUUACUACAUAGUAACAGUAGUCAUUUUUUAAAUAGUUAAAAUCACUGAAUAAGAACAAUGUGCCAUUUUUGGGAUUUAGACCACUGUGUGGAUGUGAUCCUCUGAGACAUUUCUAGAUCCAUUUGUCUUCAAGGAGUGCCUGCAUGCUGUCGUCUUAUCUGUGACAUUUGCAUGGAUGGUGUGAAAAUAGGUCACUCAGGACAAUGUGCCAAAAACCAUUUCCAUACAGUAAUCCACUGCAGCACUUUUGCAUACAGAGAACAGACCAAUGAUCGUUGUCUGAGAAACGAAGGAGAAUUUCCAUAGAUUUUUAUUAUUAAGGCAGAGUCUCCUUUUACUGUCCACAGAGCUGCAUCAUGAUGGAGGGCAUCUGGCUGGGUGUCUGCUGUCUCUCAGGGUGGCUCAUCCUCCCCACCUGUCCCCUCCAUCAGUACUACUUUAUCAAAGAACCUUUAACUUGGAAUGAAGCUCAGACCUACUGCAGACAGAAAUACACAGAUCUGGCAACCAUGGAAAACGCUGAUGACUUGAAUCAACUCCAGAGGCUGCUUUCAUCUUCUGGUCACAACUCUGGGGUCUGGUUUGGUCUGUACAGUAAAAUCAACUGGAAGUGGUCGGAUGGCUUCACAGGAAGUGGGGCUGAGUACCGGGACUGGGGCACCAAUGAACCCCACUUUCAAAUGGACCAUUUCUGUGUGUACAAAUAUACAACUUGGUCCAGUUACAACUGUGAUUCAGAGCUAAAAUUUUCCUGUUACACAGGAACACCAGACAAUCAUCAAUUGGUUCCUGUGACGAAAGCCAUGAAUUGGUCCAAUGCUCAGAAGCACUGCAGGGAGAACUAUGUGGACCUGGCCACUGUGACCAACGCCAACCAGGACCAGCAGGUCGGGAAACUGGUGCCAUACAUGGGAUUUAUAUGGAUCGGCUUAUUCAGAGACCCUGAACUUUACUGGUCCGAUGGGAGCAGCUUCUCCUGGUCCAACUUCGACCAUUUUAAAACCACAAUCAGCUCAAAUACAGUCCUAUGUGGUUUGACGUCUCUGCAGAAAUCCAUGAUAUGGAGGCUCUGGUACUGUGAAGAAAGGAAACCGUUUGUCUGUCAACUCACUGUCAGAAGGCAGGUGGUGAAGUUGAGGAUUGAUCUGGGGGAUUCCUCUGUGGAUCUGAACGACGCUGCUGUCAAAGCUGAAAUCCUGGAAAAGGCAAGUGUCCAAACUGCACCCCGAGACGUCAGAAACAUUCAAAGUAGAUCACAGGAUGAAGGAAAACGAGCCUUUAAAUAAAUUCAACAGAUUCAGACGAAUGUCUAGCUGGCAGGGAACGUUCCCACAGCAUCACCUAUAAGUUCUA
Messenger RNA from Amphiprion ocellaris (clown anemonefish), 1447 nucleotides. RefSeq names its product putative C-type lectin domain family 20 member A. The record is from RefSeq and is a predicted model, not a curated record. NCBI's taxonomy places the organism in Eukaryota, Metazoa, Chordata, Actinopteri, Pomacentridae. The transcript is spliced from 4 exons. The coding region runs from base 451 to 1380 and encodes 309 amino acids.